AUGGAACAUUCAUCUCCGCUGGCUGCCAUGCAGCCCCCGUCCGUGAUGUUCGGACACUGCUUUCGUUCGGAUGCUCCCACAUCGUACCCAACCUUUGGUCCAAGGUCCGGGCUUGGUCCGAACAGUUUCAACUUCAAAGACUUGUCCAUGAAGAAAGCCUCCGGCGAUUAUUUUGGCAUAAAGCCGGUUCGAGGAUCGUCUCCAACGGCUAGUCUGGCAGCGGACCUGUCCCAAAAUUUUCACAUUGACCAAAGUCCACAGUUGGCUACGCCCCGACGGUCUUUGUUCUCCUCCAAUUUAUUCGGACAUGGCAGCGGACGUGAAGACGCGAUGACUACUCCUCCUCUUCCAUCUUCUUCACCAGCUCCCGUCAUGGAGACCAUGGACAUGUCUCCCUUGCCUCACAAGCCGCCGUUCAUUGUCACAACGGAAAUCGAAUUGAACCCACCUACACCAGGAGGUUCUCCAAUCGAUUCGCCCAUGAUGUCGGCUGCUCCCAGUCCGCUUCAAGAAUCCCCGUUGAUGGGCCCAAAGGAGGACAAACAAGAGAGAAAGCGUCCGAGUUUCUUGAGGCCCAGUCUCGCGAGAACCAAGGCUCAGUCCUUCCAGCUCGGCAUGGCGAGACCAGCACCGGAAAGUCAAGCACCGCCUUUCAAGUUCCAGACCCGAGGGGCUAAGACGUCGUUGAGCGCUUCAACUUCUUUGGAGGAUAUGUUUGGGGAAUCGCCGCAGAGAGAAAGGCCGAUUGUACGCAACAAUUCCAGCACUCUCCUGAACAACCCUCGCCUUAGACCGCCGCUCGGCAGUGGCAGCAAUGGGAGCCAUGCCCGUGGAAACGGAUCCCCCUCCGCUGCGUCGAUUCGCAAGAGCUCCCACCCCCUGAUGCGCCCUCGGAAACAAUGCAGACGGUCACUGAGCAUGUUUGAGCACCCUGAGGAUGUGAUUGCCGAAAAAGAGGCCAAUUAUACUACAAAUGCACCACUUCAAUCGAUCACAGAUGUCGAUACCACACCCAGCCUGCAGCUACCUCACUUCAUCCCUGAGGACUCGGCUGAUACAUUGCCUCGCAUCGACAAGACAAUCCUCGUGGAUCUCAUGGAUGGGAAGUACAACGAUCGAUUCGACCACAUUAUGGUUGUCGAUUGCCGGUUUGAAUAUGAAUACGAGGGCGGCCACAUCAACGGAGCUGUCAACUACAACGACAAGGAGUACCUGGCCGCUCAGCUUUUUGCGGACCCAAAGCCUCGGACUGCAUUGGUUUUACACUGCGAAUACUCCGCACAUCGGGCACCCAUCAUGGCCAAAUACAUCCGUCACCGGGACCGCGCUGUUAAUGUGGACCACUAUCCACAGCUGACUUACCCGGAUAUGUACAUUUUGGACGGAGGUUACAGCGCCUUCUUUGCUGAGCAUCGAUCGCUAUGCUUCCCCCAGAAUUACGUGGAGAUGAAUGCAAAGGAGCACGAAUUUGCCUGCGAACGUGGUCUCGGGAAGGUCAAGCAGAGAUCGAAAUUGAAUCGCGCACAAACAUUCGCUUUUGGCCAACAUUCGCCUCAAAUGGAAGACAGCCCUACUGGAAGGUGCCGUAAUAACUCAGGCGAACGUACCCGUUUCUUGGACUCUCCUUUUGAGGGAACGCCCUCCUCUCGCGGUCCGGGCCGCCGUAUGCUGUCGUACUGA
This is a messenger RNA of Aspergillus lentulus, 1680 nucleotides long. It is a transcript of the gene nimT, whose product is annotated as putative tyrosine protein phosphatase MIH1. Gene Ontology annotation, biological process: G2/M transition of mitotic cell cycle; protein dephosphorylation; positive regulation of G2/MI transition of meiotic cell cycle. Lineage: Eukaryota; Fungi; Ascomycota; Eurotiomycetes; Eurotiales; Aspergillaceae. The record is from RefSeq and is a predicted model, not a curated record. Gene Ontology annotation, molecular function: protein tyrosine phosphatase activity. Gene Ontology annotation, cellular component: nucleus; cytoplasm.